AAUCUCUACAAAAAUGCCGCAGCCUGCAAUGGAAACAAUCACAUUUUCUAGCCGUCCAGAACUCUACAAGAGAGGUUACAAACAUUCGAAUAUCAGCAUUUCGGACGAAUUCCAAUGCGAGCUGAUUGACAUGCGCACUAGCAACGAGAAACAAUUUCAAGUUGGAAUGGACUUCUAUUGGAACGAGGAAGAAAUCGAGAGAAUUACUGGAACAGUCACCUUGUGCUACAGCUCUGGAAAUGGAUUUGGUAGCUGGGUCGAGUCAGAGACCUCUGUUGAUCUAUCCAAACCAGGGCUCACAAUCGGAAAAGUGUUCGAUACGAACUUCCACGUUAUGUAUACCAGCUAUAGGUAUUCUCUAACGAUUCAUCGCUCCCACUGCCUUCAUAGGCUUUACGAAAAAAUGUUCUCUCCAUCCGAGCAAUCUGACGCGGUUCUGUUAGUUGGGGAUAAAAAGCUUCAUGUUAACAAGGCUUUUCUCUCCUGCCACUCUACCUAUUUCCGUUCUCUGUUCGCAAAGCAAGCUGACACCGGGAUCCUGAUUGAAGGGGUCACCUACGACGAGUUCGGGCUUCUCAUGAGUACCAUCUAUCCUGAAAUGGUUCUGUCGACAGACAAAACCGCCGAGCUACUCCUCAGACUGGGAGAUCGUUUCAAGAUGCCAGCUGUAAUGCACCAUGUUGAAACCCGACUUAUUGAGUGGACCCAGUUGACAGACCAAAAAUUAAUGUUCCUCGCGGACAAGUUCAAAUUGCAAAAGCUGCUGGAAAGAACCAUAAGCUGGAUCGACUUCUUGGAUGAUUCCAGAAUGCUCAAAGAAUCUGCUGAGUACUCUGAACUGUCGGAUUCAACGAAGGCCAAGAUCUUGGAUCGUCUCAAUUCAUUGCCAUUGUCAAACGAAAACUAUACUAAUUACAGUAGUGAUGGGUAUUUUAAUCGUGAUGUGAUGCGCAAUAUUUUGUUUAUAUUAGUCGGCGUUUGGUUACACAAUACUGCUUGUCUAAUUGUGUCCUUCUGUAAAUCAACUAAAAAUUAGUUUCAAGAGUAAAAUUCGACCGAUUUCGCAUUGUUUAUUGUACUUCUCAUCACGUUUGUUUUCCCGUACUGUUUUUCAUGGAAUAAAAUUUUUUGGUCUAUCGUUGG
Molecule: messenger RNA, 1143 nt
Organism: Caenorhabditis elegans
Lineage: Eukaryota; Metazoa; Nematoda; Chromadorea; Rhabditida; Rhabditidae
Gene: btb-8
Product: BTB domain-containing protein
Exons: 4
Coding region: 14-1036 (340 amino acids)
Source: RefSeq, marked reviewed